Molecule: messenger RNA, 3349 nt
Organism: Mercurialis annua (annual mercury)
Lineage: Eukaryota; Viridiplantae; Streptophyta; Magnoliopsida; Malpighiales; Euphorbiaceae
Product: receptor-like kinase TMK4
Exons: 2
Coding region: 237-2990 (917 amino acids)
Biological process (GO): protein phosphorylation
Molecular function (GO): ATP binding; protein binding; protein kinase activity
Source: RefSeq, a predicted model, not a curated record
AUAUCCCACAAAAUUAAAACAAACCAAUUUUCUUUUCUUCUUCUUCUCUCUUUUCCACUUCAAAGCUUAGCUGUUCUUCUUUUUCUUCCUCUUUUGAAACCCUAAAAAGGAAAUUUCAAAAUUUAAUAAUUUACAGACGAAUUAGAACAGGAUUUGAAAAACAAACACAAACCCAGAUCAAUUAAAGAAAAACCCAUCAUAUCAAACAAAAAAACGCCGGAAAAUUCGGUGGUUUGAUGGGCCAGCAUUUCCUCAUCCUCCAUUUUUUUCUGCUUCUCCGCCUCCUCUCCUCCGCCGCCGCAGAUGACGGCGCAGUCAUACUCGAACUGGCCACCACCUUAACCCCAUUACCAGCUUCCUGGUCUACAAAAUCCUCAACGGGUUUCUGUGACUGGAAAGGCAUACAAUGUGAUUCAGCCAACAGAGUCACCACUAUAAACCUAGCAAAUCAAGAUCUUUCCGGUAGCUUGCCAAAAGACAUUUCUACCCUUGCCCAGCUCAAAACGCUAUCGCUUCAGGGCAAUAAGCUAUCUGGGGAUCUUCCAAAUCUUGCAAAUUUGAUAAAUUUGCAGUCUUUGUUUCUUGACACUAAUAAUUUCACAUCUGUCCCAGCUGGGUGUUUUAAGGGUCUCACUAGUUUGCAAUCUCUUAGUAUUGGUGAUAAUAAAAAUCUUGCUGCUUGGGAAUUUCCUGUUGAUUUAGCUGAGUCCACUACUUUAACUUCAUUACAAGCUAGUCAAGCUAAUCUUUUUGGUGAAAUUCCUGAUGUUUUUGGUUCUUUGCCUAGUUUGCAGAAUCUUAGAUUGAGUUAUAAUAAUUUUACUGGCAGUUUGCCUGCUUCUUUUGCUAAAUCUGGGAUUCAGAAUCUAUGGCUUAAUAACCAGCAAAAUGGUUUGAGUGGUACUAUUGAUGUUUUAUCUUCAAUGACCCAGUUGUCUCAAGUUUGGUUGCAUAAGAAUCAGUUUACUGGUCCAAUUCCUGAUUUGUCAAAUUGUGAGAAUAUUUUUGAUUUGCAGCUUAGAGAUAAUCAGUUUACUGGUGUUGUUCCUGCUUCUUUGGUUUCGCUUCCGCGAUUGGUUAAUGUUUCGUUGACUAAUAAUAAGUUGCAGGGCCCAUCUCCUGUUUUCCCAUCGUCUGUUACUACGGUUGUGAAUGAUGGGAAGAAUAAUUACUGUGCUGGUUCUGGGACUCCUUGUGAUCCUCAGGUGACUGUGUUGCUUGAGGUUGCGGGUGCUUUUGGGUACCCGAUUAGACUUUCCGAUGAUUGGACUGGGAAUGAUGCUUGUUUGAAUUGGGAUUUUGUUACUUGUGAUCCACAGAAGAAAGUUACUACUGUGAAUUUAGCAAAGCAAGGGUUUUCAGGGACUAUUUCUCCUGCAUUUGCUAAUCUUACUUCUUUGAGGAAUUUGUAUUUGAAUGGUAAUAAUUUGUCUGGCUCUAUUCCUGAUGGCUUAACCAAGCUUCCAAGCCUUCAGGUUCUGGAUGUUUCCAACAAUAAUCUGUCGGGGACUGUUCCAAAGUUCCCGGACACGGUCAAGUUUACCACCAAACCUGGAAACCUUCUGCUCGGUACGCAAAUUAGCCCUAGUGGAAGUCCGGGCUCACCUGGUUCUGAUGGUAGUGUACCAAGCGGGGGCGCUUCUUCUCCAGGUUCAAAAAAUGGCGGUGGAAUAUCAGGAGGUUUGAUUGCUGGCAUCAUUAUACCACUUGUAAUCUUUAUUGCAGUUAUAUCAUUUGUAUUAUAUAAAUAUAAGAAAAGAAAUAAAAGGUAUGGGAAUGUGGAGAAAGAGGGAAGUGAGAAAGCGUUAGGUAAAAUUGGAGGGCCAAGUCGCGUUAAUGGGUAUAACGGGGUGCCUAUGGAAUUGCAAAGCCAGAGUAGUGGUGAUAGCGAUCGUAAGAUGUUCGAGGGUGGGAAUGUUGUAGUGUCGAUGGAAGUUCUUAGACAAGUCACCAAUAACUUUAGUGAAGACAAUAUUAUAGGACGAGGCGGUUUUGGAGUAGUGUAUAAAGGAGAGUUACAUGAUGGUACUAAGAUUGCUGUGAAGAGGAUGGAAUCCUCGGUGAUGGGAACUAAAGGUUUGAACGAGUUUCAGGCUGAAAUUGCAGUACUUUCAAAGGUUAGGCAUAGGCAUCUGGUUGCUCUUCUAGGGUUCUGUGUUAAUGGCCACGAGAGACUCUUGGUUUACGAGUACAUGCCACGCGGAACACUCGGAGAGCAUUUGUUUGAACAUCAAGAACAUGGGUAUCCUCCCCUUACUUGGAAGCAAAGAGUUACUAUUGCACUAGAUGUCGCAAGAGGCGUUGAGUAUCUGCAUAGUUUAGCUCAACAGAGUUUCAUUCAUCGAGAUUUGAAACCUUCAAAUAUUCUUCUUGGGGAUGACAUGAGAGCCAAAGUGUCAGACUUCGGUUUGGUUAGAAAUGCACCUGAUGGAAAAUAUUCUGUGGAAACACGAUUGGCAGGCACAUUCGGAUAUCUUGCACCUGAGUAUGCUGCAACUGGAAGGGUGACAACCAAGGUGGAUGUUUAUGCCUUUGGAGUUGUUCUAAUGGAGAUUAUGACUGGUAGAAAAGCUCUGGAAGAUAACAUGCCAGAUGAGAGGACUCAUCUUGUUACAUGGUUCCGACGGAUCCUAGUCAACAAGGAGAACAUCCCAAAAGCCAUUGAUCAGACUCUCAACCCAGAUGAAGAGACAUUAGCCAGCAUCUACAGAGUGGCUGAGCUAGCCGGACAUUGCACAGCUCGGGAGCCAUAUCAGAGACCCGACAUGGGGCACGCUGUUAAUGUCUUGGGGCCUCUUGUAGAACAAUGGAGACCUACUAGUCAAGAAGAUGAAGACAGUUUAGGCAUUGAUCUCCAUUUGAGCCUUCCUCAAGCUCUGCAAAGAUGGCAAGCUGAUGAAAGUAGUUCUACAUUUGAUUUAUCAUAUACCCAGUCGAGCAUUCCUCCAAAGCCCUUCGCAGAGUCGUUUAAUUCAUCUGAUCUUCGAUGACAAUCUUCAAUGACAAAAUCGAAGAAGAAGAAAGCUUUUUAAAGGGUAUGGUAAAGAAUCGUGCACGAUCCAUCUAUCGCCCGUAACCGCUCUAAGUAUAUCACGGUUUCUGUUGUAUUUAUCGAGUUUGUCAUUUCGUUCGUGAUAUUAAAUUAUUAUUAAGAUUGAUUCUGAGCAGUAGAGCUAUAAGUUGUUUUUAUUGAAUUCUUUGUUCUUAUCCUAUUGAUUGGCUAUGGUGGAUCAGAAAGGCCAUUUCUUCUCCAGCUUUUUUAUUAAAUUUAUUUGGCUCAGGAAAAGGGGAAUGAUGAUAUUGUAAUAUAAUUAAUUUUUCAUAAUUGUUAGUAAGCUUUUUGCUCUCA